Scheffersomyces stipitis CBS 6054 is the source of this 1358-nucleotide messenger RNA. It is a transcript of the gene PGK1, whose product is annotated as phosphoglycerate kinase. The coding region runs from base 70 to 1320 and encodes 416 amino acids. Gene Ontology annotation, cellular component: cytosol. The record is from RefSeq and is a predicted model, not a curated record. Gene Ontology annotation, molecular function: ADP binding; ATP binding; phosphoglycerate kinase activity. The transcript has a single exon. NCBI's taxonomy places the organism in Eukaryota, Fungi, Ascomycota, Pichiomycetes, Serinales, Debaryomycetaceae. Gene Ontology annotation, biological process: glycolytic process; gluconeogenesis.
ACGUUUGUGCGUAGUUUGUUUCUUCAUCGAUCUCAAGCUUAUCCUCAUUCACAUCGCUAUCUCUACAUAAUGUCGUUAUCCAACAAAUUGUCUGUUAAGGACCUUGAUGUCUCUGGCAAGAGAGUCUUCAUCAGAGUCGACUUCAAUGUCCCAUUGGACGGCAAGACCAUCACCAACAACCAACGUAUCGUUGCUGCUUUGCCAACCAUCAAGUACGUCUUGGAACAAAAGCCAAAGGCCGUCAUCUUGGCUUCCCACUUGGGCAGACCUAACGGUGAAAGAGUCGACAAGUACUCUUUAGCCCCUGUAGCCGACGAAUUGGAAAAAUUGUUGGGCGAAAGAGUCGUCUUCUUGAGCGACUGUGUCGGUUCCGACGUCGAGUCGGCUGUCAACGGUGCUACCAACGGCCAGGUCUUCUUGUUGGAAAACUUGAGAUACCACAUUGAAGAAGAAGGUUCUCAGAAGAAGGACGGUGAGAAGAUCAAGGCUUCUAAGGAAGAUGUGCAAAAGUUCAGAGACCAAUUGACCUCUUUGGCCGACGUGUACAUCAACGAUGCCUUCGGAACUGCUCACAGAGCCCAUUCAUCCAUGGUUGGUUUCAACUUACCUCAGAGAGCUGCUGGUUUCUUGAUGGCCAAGGAAUUGGAAUACUUUGCCAAAGCAUUGGAAAACCCUGUCAGACCUUUCCUUGCCAUCUUGGGAGGUGCCAAGGUCUCUGACAAGAUUCAAUUGAUUGACAACUUGUUGGACAAGGUCGACUUGUUGAUUGUCGGUGGUGGUAUGGCUUUCACCUUCAAGAAGGUGUUGGACAACAUGCCUAUCGGAGACUCUUUGUUUGACGAGGCUGGUUCCAAGAACGUUGAGGCUUUGGUUGCUAAAGCAAAGAAGAACGGUGUUGAAAUCGUUUUGCCAGUUGACUUUGUCACUGCUGACAAGUUUGACAAGGAUGCCCAAGUCUCGACUGCUACCCAGGAACAAGGUAUUCCAGACUCAUGGAUGGGUUUGGAUGCUGGUCCAAAGUCGAGAGAAUUAUUCUCUGCCACUGUUGCCAAGGCUAAGACUAUUGUCUGGAACGGUCCACCAGGAGUAUUUGAAUUCGAAAAGUUUGCUGCUGGUACCAAGUCGUUGUUGGACGACGUUGUCAAGUCUGCUGAAGCUGGCAACACUGUCAUUAUCGGUGGUGGUGACACUGCCACUGUAGCCAAGAAGUACGGUGUUGUUGACAAGUUGUCGCAUGUCUCUACUGGAGGUGGUGCUUCCUUGGAAUUGUUGGAAGGUAAGGAAUUGCCAGGUGUUGUUGCCAUUUCCGACAAACAAUAGUUGAUGUAAGACUUUAAUUAUAAGAAUACAAUUGUGAU